Messenger RNA from Theobroma cacao (cacao), 1080 nucleotides. RefSeq names its product SNF7 family protein (gene SNF7.1). Gene Ontology annotation, biological process: vesicle budding from membrane; late endosome to vacuole transport via multivesicular body sorting pathway. Gene Ontology annotation, cellular component: multivesicular body; ESCRT III complex; cytoplasmic side of plasma membrane. Lineage: Eukaryota; Viridiplantae; Streptophyta; Magnoliopsida; Malvales; Malvaceae. The record is from RefSeq and is a predicted model, not a curated record.
CACAACACGCUUAAGGAAAAAUCCCAUAUAAAAACAGACUCCCCUUUUUCGUUCUUUCUCUUAUAAGUUGACAGAUCUCUCUCCCUCUCUCAACUCCCCAAAUCCCUAGUUUCUCAAUUGUACAGAAGAUCGGGGGUUUAAUCGCGGCGAGUUAAUCAUGUUUAACCGGCUUUUUGGGAAACCCAAGCAGGAAACAAAUGCUUUAACCACUUUAGACAAAUUAAAUGAGACCCUUGAAAUGCUAGAGAAAAAGGAAAAAGUACUUGUGAAAAAGGCUGGCGCAGAGGUUGAAAAGGCCAAGGAAUUCGCCAAAGGGAGAAACAAGAGAGCGGCUAUACAGUGCUUGAAGAGGAAGAGACUCUAUGAACAACAAAUAGAACAGCUUGGAAACUUCCAGCUUCGUAUUCAUGAUCAAAUGAUAAUGUUAGAAGGUGCCAAAGCCACGACUGAAACUGUGGAUGCAUUGAGAACUGGAGCGUCUGCAAUGAAGGCAAUGCAGAAAGCAACGAACAUAGACGAUGUUGACAAAACAAUGGAUGAGAUCAAUGAACAGACUGAGAACAUGAAACAGAUUCAGGAAGCAUUGUCAGCUCCUAUUGGAGCUGCAGCUGAUUUUGACGAGGAUGAAUUGGAAGCGGAACUCGAAGAGCUUGAAGGUGCUGAGUUGGAAGAACAGCUUCUCCAGCCUGCAACAACUGCUCCUGCAGCUCCAGUACAGGUGCCUGCUGGCAGGCAACCAGCUCGCCCUGUUCCUCAAAAGCGCACAGCUGAGGAAGAUGAACUUGCUGCAUUGCAGGCUGAGAUGGCACUUUAAGGCGGCUACAGGAGAACUGAUUUUGUUGCUUGGACUAGCGCAGGUCAUGUUGCAAAACAUGAAAAAGAGGCCAUAUUGUAUUAUUGAAUCGUCUACUUUAAAUUUGUGUGCAUUUAAGGUUUGACAGACAAUGUACAUAAAGAUUGCAUGAACUAAACAAAGCCCCUUAUUUGUACUCUGCUUCCUUGAAUUCACGCCUUCAUUUCACUCAUUUUCUUGUUCUUGUUCUUGUUCGUUCAAUAAACACUUAUUGUAUUCCGUGAAUC